CAACAAAAAAAUAAAAUAUAAAUACUUCGGUCCCACACUGGUCAUCAACCGAGCCUUCCAUUUUCUUUCUCUCUUCUUCUCUCCGCCGCAAUCACCACCGUUGAUCUUUUCUUGAUUCAUCAUGCCCGUUCAUCUCGCCGGAAGUUGAAGAAAGCAAAAAGAGGGUCCGGUAAGGCUCCAGAACGACAGAGUGAUAGAAUAAUAGUCAAUGGCGUCUCCGGCGAAGACGCAGCUAGUAUUAGAGAUCAACUUGAUCUCAGCUCAAGGCUUGAAGCCACCGUCAUCACCACGGAGAAAGUUUCAAACCUACGCUCUCACGUGGAUCGAUUCUUCCACCAAGCUCCGAACACGAGUCGACAAAAUCGGAGGCCAGAAUCCUACAUGGAACGAUAAGUUCCUCUUCCGCGUUACGCCGGAGUUUCUUGCCAGUGAAACCGCCGGUGUAUGUGUAGCUAUCUACGCCGUUGGUACCUUCCGUGAUCACAUAGUCGGUACAGUCAGAUUCCUCAUCAGCAAUAUUCUCUCUUCCGACUCCGCCAACGGUAACGGUAACAGAAGUCCUUGCUUCAGCGCAGUUCAAAUCCGUCGGCCGUCGGGGAGUUUCUACGGCGUGAUGAACAUCGGAGCAAUGGUGGUAGACGGUUCUGGUUUUCCGGCACUGGAGAAAAUAUCGGCGAUAGGUUACCGUGACCUGAUGGGAGAAAAGAUAAAAGACCGCCGGAGAAAGUCACCGGAACUGAAACCGAAAGAGGCGGUGGCCGGAGAUGAAGUUUCGAGUGAAUCUUGCGAUAAUGAUACUUGUUGUACGGAAUCUGUGGAUGAAAUGGAGUCAUCAACAUCGACGUCGACGUCUUCUUCGUCGCCGAAAACGACGGCGUUGCAGGAUUGGAAUGGAGUGAGAGAAUUGGCGGGAAAUAAAGGAUUAGCGGGUGCAGGAUUCUUAUGCUGUUUGGUUGCACAGAGAAGUGUUCGCUCUCUCUCUCCUACCACUACCAGGUAACCAUGAGAGAGAAAAAAGAAAGAGGAAAAAAAACUACUCUACGGUUGGUAGUAGUCUAAUAUUGCGUUAUCACAGAUUGAUUGAUGGACGGUGGAGAUUUUUCUGGCAACAACUUCAAAAACUCAGUGUUAUUGUUUUCCCAUCCUUUGGGACUAUUAUGAUAUUAUCAAAUCAGUCCCUAUUCUUUGUUUGUUUUACAUUAGAGGACACUCUGUUUUUUCAGGCUUUUUACUCUUGCUUUUUUAAUUCAAUCUUUCAUGAAUACAUAAAAAGUUUAGAAGGAUAA
Molecule: messenger RNA, 1286 nt
Organism: Vicia villosa (hairy vetch)
Lineage: Eukaryota; Viridiplantae; Streptophyta; Magnoliopsida; Fabales; Fabaceae
Exons: 1
Coding region: 209-1000 (263 amino acids)
Biological process (GO): defense response
Source: RefSeq, a predicted model, not a curated record